Molecule: messenger RNA, 3344 nt
Organism: Colossoma macropomum (tambaqui)
Lineage: Eukaryota; Metazoa; Chordata; Actinopteri; Characiformes; Serrasalmidae
Gene: rhpn2
Product: rhophilin, Rho GTPase binding protein 2
Exons: 15
Coding region: 181-2241 (686 amino acids)
Biological process (GO): negative regulation of stress fiber assembly; signal transduction
Molecular function (GO): protein binding
Source: RefSeq, a predicted model, not a curated record
GAAGAUUGUUUGUGGUGACUGACUGAAAGUGUUGUCAGAGAGUUCGAGAGAGGAGAGACGAAAGGACGAGCUGCCCGAGUCCACUCACCUGUAGAGCUACAGGGGGGACACCUUCACAGUGGUUUUGCGUUCUGAGUUUUUCUUCCAAACUCGAAGUGCUGAGGUGGAGAUAUUUUAGUCAUGACUGAGGCAAUAAUCCCCAACGGCUGCCCGAGCGGCGAGGUCGCCGAGAACGGCUACUUUAAAAAGGGCUGUAACCCACUGGCACAGACGGGGCGCAGUAAGCUCCAGAAUCAGAGAGCGAGCCUCAACCAGCAGAUCAUCAAGCAGAUGAGAAUGAGAGCAGGGGCUGAGAACCUUCUUAAGGCCACAUCCAAUAAUAAAGUGCGAGACAUGGUUCUAUUGGAGUUGAGUUACGUGAACGCCAACCUGCAGCGUCUUAUGGAACAGCUGGAGGGUCUGAACAGUUCAGUGGAAGUUUACCAGAAUGUACAAGGUUCGGUCAGCAUCCCGCUCAUCCCUCUGGGCCUGAAGGAGACCAAAGAUGUAGACUUCACUGUUCCUUUCAAGGAUUUUAUUCUUGAACAUUACAGUGAGGAUGGUGCUAGCUAUCAGGAUGAAAUUGAUGAUCUGAUGGACCUCAGAAAGGCAUGCCGCACUCCAAGCCGCAAUGAUGCAGGGGUCGAACUACUCUCAAACUACUUCAGCCAGCUGUCCCUUCUGGAGAGCCGCUUCUUCUCCCCCAACCGCCAAAUGGGCAUUUUCUUCACAUGGUAUGACUCUUUCACUGGCGUGCCGGUGUGCCAACAGAACAUGUCUUUGGAGAAAGCCAGCGUCCUCUUCAACAUUGGUGCCCUCUACACCCAGAUCGGUACCCGCAGCGACAGACAGACGCGCGCCGGCCUUGAGGAGGCCAUUACUGCCUUCCAGAGAGCAUCUGGAGUUCUGCAUCACCUGAAAGAGACUUUUACACACACUCCUAGCUAUGACAUGAGCCCAGCCAUGUUGAGUAUGCUGAUAAAGAUGAUGCUAGCACAGGCUCAGGAGUGCCUGUUUGAAAAACUUGCUCUGCCAGGGAUCCGUAAUGAGUUCUUCAGCUUGAUUAGAAUGGCACAGGAAGCUGCUAAGGUGGGAGAAGUGUAUGACCAGGUCCAUCAGUCAAUGAUCCAGAUGCCCAUUAAGGACAACGUACCCUUUUUCUGGUCCACAAUGGCGCAAGUGAAGACCCAGCACUAUCGUUCCCUCGCUCAUUACUUCAUCUCCACUGCUCUAUUGGACCACCAGAUAAACCCCAGUGAUGAUGAGGAUAAGCAAGAGAAAGCUCUCUCUCAGCUGUAUGACGCAAUGCCAGAUGGACACUCACCUCUUGACAUCCUGCGGCAGAAAGACGAGAGGCGCCGCAUAGGUAAGGCUCACCUGAAGCGUGCAAUAAUUGGCCAGGAGGAAGCGCUGCGCAUCCAAGGGCUCUGCCGUCACCUCCGAAAGCUGGACAUGCUCAACGACAUCCUGCAGGCCAGCCACAAGCGGUCUCUCAGCAAGUUCGAACAGUAUGACAAGGAAGACGAGUUCACUGACUACAUGGACGCACCAGACAUCAUCUCUAAAACUGAGCUGAAAGCUGAAAUGGAAGUUCCUGCCUCCAUUAAGGUGAAAGUCAAAGACAUAUUCCACCGACUGGGCCCACUGUCUGUGUUCUCGGCAAAGCAGAGGUGGACAGCACCGCGCACAGUCAGACUGAAGGUUGAGGAUAGAGACCUGGGCUUCACUCUGAAGGGGGACGCUCCUGUCCAGAUCCAGUCGCUGGACCCCCUCUGUUAUGCAGCUGCGGAUGGAUUGAAAGAGGGCGAUUACCUGGUUGCUGUGGGUGAUACAGAUUGUAAAUGGAUGGGGGUGAGCGACGUCAUGAAACUGCUGAAAGAUGUGGAUGAGGAAGGCAUCGACAUUAAAGUGGUCAGCGUGAUGGACAGUAGCAGCCAGCCAAUGCCGGCAAAAAGUGCCACGUAUUCCGGCGGCCUGCCCAAGACUUACUCCAUGAUCUGUCUGGCUUUCGACGAUGACGACAAGAAUCCGAAGGGGCGCAAAGUGACCAAGAAGACGUCCUUCCUCAGCUGGGGGGUGAAGAACAAGCACAAGAGUGCCAGCACCCUCAGCCUGCCCACUGCGGACUACAGUGGAGCACUGCCUAUACACAAACCCUGCCCCACCUUCCCCAGCUCCUACAAUGACAGUGCCCUGUACUAAACACAACACGCAGGCAUGCACAUUCAGACUGAACAAAUGUUACAUCCACAAACACUGAUCAGCCUAUUCUGUUCCACAGUGAGGAGAAAGUGGAUUGCUCAAAAGGAAAUCAAAAGGACCUUCUUGCACAGAAUCUUUAGUUUGAAGGAAUGUCAAUAGCUUUUUCGUGUAUGGCGUUUAUACCAGCUGAAGAAAGUUUUAUAGGCCGGAGGAUGAUUUGCAUUAUUCAUUUUUAGACUACAGUUAACCCAAGUGUUAAAAAAUAGGAUUUACUUAUAUGGGAUGUUAGGAAAUUCAGUAGAAUAUAUGCUACAUAUCUGUUCAACUGUGCCAUUUAUGGGAGGAAAUCUGAUGAUGCAUAUACUUUAUUCAGUAACUAAAAGGACUCUGGUUUUAUCAAUCAAAUGACAACUGCUGCUGCUGUACAAUUUUUCCCAUGUUUUGCUGUAUUUUUGUACUGAAACGUCAACGAUGAUUGUGAGGUGAAGUUGUUUUCUUUGGUUAAGCGUGAUGUUUGCUUAGGUUAGUUCUUUUUCAGCUGUUGCGUAAAACUCCUUCUGGGAUAUUGCCAGAGUUUCUUUUAGUGGCCGUCUUACACUCCUGUCCUUCGCCUGCACUCUGUAGUUGUUAGCAUAGAAAUAGAUUUGUCCUACUGUCGUCAGCCGUCUGUGGCAUUUGCGCGCAGGGCACUGCUGCCAAAUGGAACCUUUUCACUCUAGUUCUGUUCCUCUUGGGAUUAGAGGACAGGUCACUAAAGUCCAGUAAAGUUCCCUUUUCCCUGCAGGAAUUUAUCUCACUUUUGCAAUCUUGUAAUGAGCUUCUGUUCAGGGGUAGUUCAGGAGCUUGGUGGGAUUUCUGUAAGGAUGUUCUUAAACUUUGUGUCGUGUGGAUGAUUUGUGAGAUGUGGCAACUGUAGUGUGAAAGGUUGUGAGUGUAAGAAUUUGUUGAAUGUGGAAUUUAUGUGGUGUUUUUUUUAUGUGAUGUUAUCUUUAUGAAUCUUAGUGAACUGUUGAAUGCACAUGGAAGGGAAUAGACUCUGGUGGUGCUUGGGUUAAAUAUAUUACCAAACUCAAGCUUGAAGGAUUUAAACAAACAAAAAAAAA